AUGGAACGUGAUGAUGAAAAAAUCCCUUCCGAAGUGUGGCAACAUCUCAUCUUUCCCUUCAUUGAUGGGUUUUCAUUGAUGAGAGGAUGUUUUUAUGUUUCAAAGAAUUGGUCACUGAUGGUUUCAGAGAUGAGGAAUUGCAGUUUAAUUGUAGAUAAGAAGAAUGUGCAUAAUCGAAUCUUGAAAAGAAUUUGUAAUCAUUUGCCAAUCAUGCAUGUUACCGCUUUGGAUAUGUCAUACAAUAUUUUCGAUAAGAAUAGCAUUGAAACUUUGAAGAAUGGAAAGAAUCUGAAAUUGGAACAAUUGAAUUCCUUGCAUUUGGUGUAUAAUAAUAUAGGAUUGGAAGUAUUAACCCCAUUGUUGGAAUGCAAUGUAUUGAAUAAUUUAACUCGAUUGAAUUUGGACUCUAAUAUUGUACAUGAUGGCCUGAAAUACUUGUUGGAGUGUAAAAAUUUGAGAAAUUUAGAAUAUCUAAUUGUGAAGAACAAUGCCAUGACCAAUAUUCGUAAAACACAAAUAGAAUCAAAUAAUAAUUUUCCAAAAUUGACCUACCUGGAUAUUUCCUCAAAUACCAUUGGAGCAUAUGGUACCAAACUUUUAUCAGAUUCUGGAAUACUCAAUAAUUUACAAACACUCAAUAUUUCAUACAAUUUACUAAGAAAUGGUGCCAAGUAUUUGGGUAGAAAUUCUACAUUUAUGGAGAACGUCACCCACUUGGACUUGAGUAAUAACAAUUUGAAAGUGGAAGGAUUAACACAACUACUUAAAUUUCUCAAAUCUAGCAAACUGAAGAUACUAAACCUCUCAAACAAUAAUAUUGGAAAUGAUGGAAUUUCAAAAUUAAUCGAGUGCACUCAUUUAAAGAGUUUGGAAAAACUAUCACUCAUUGAAAAUGAUAUUGGUGCUCAAGGAGUUAACCUACUUGCCAAUACACCAUUCGAAAAUCUGACCUUCCUCAAUCUGAAUAGAAAUCCAAUCAGCCACAAUUCAAGAAAUCUCUUUCAACCAAACAAUUUUCCCAAGCUCAAAGAAAUCAAACUUUCCAAAGAAGUUGCGAUAAAACAAGCUUCAAAUUAUGAAUCCUAUGCAUUCAUUUAUUCAAGAAAUAAAUACCGAUAG
This is a messenger RNA of Naegleria gruberi, 1119 nucleotides long. RefSeq lists its product as uncharacterized. The transcript has a single exon. Gene Ontology annotation, cellular component: cytosol; nucleus; perinuclear region of cytoplasm. NCBI's taxonomy places the organism in Eukaryota, Heterolobosea, Eutetramitea, Acrasida, Naegleriidae. Gene Ontology annotation, molecular function: GTPase activator activity; small GTPase binding. The coding region runs from base 1 to 1119 and encodes 372 amino acids. Gene Ontology annotation, biological process: activation of GTPase activity; nucleocytoplasmic transport. The record is from RefSeq and is a predicted model, not a curated record.